AUGCACCCUGGUGAGGUUGCAAGCGUUUUCCUCCCGUACCUGCCGCCUGCAGCCACAGCCCCUUUCGGUUUCGGAAUCGUGCCCCAUUACCACACACUAGCAGAUGACGAUCACCUGUUGUUCCCGUGCAACGACAGCGGCCUGCUAACGCCGCCAUACUCAGCCGCGGGCUUCGAGUACGCCGACCAGCCAUUGCUUGAUCAUCAUCAUCCUGCCGGCACCGACGACAAGGCUGAAGAAGGAGGUGACCGCCAGCCACCGCUCCAGCGUCGGCGGCAGCUGCUCGCGGAGGAGAGGCGGCGGCGGAGGACCGUCUCCAACCGGGAGUCGGCGCGGCGGUCGCGCGUGCGGAAGCAGAAGCAGCUCACCAAGCUCUGGGAACAGGUCGUCCACCUCCGAGGCGACAACCGUGACCUGCUCGGCCGCCUCAACCGCGCCCUCAGGGACGCUGACCACGUGCUGCGCGACAACGCGCGCCUGAGUGGCGAGCGGGCCGAGCUGCAGAGGAGGCUCCGGGAGCUCGCCGACCGUGAUGGCCGACCAUUUUAG
Messenger RNA from Miscanthus lutarioriparius, 549 nucleotides. The record is from the annotation of a GenBank genome assembly. Lineage: Eukaryota; Viridiplantae; Streptophyta; Magnoliopsida; Poales; Poaceae.